AUGAAGACCCAAGGAAGAUGUGCACCAGCGGCCAGAUCAUUGGGAGCCUCUUGGUGCUCUCUGUGCUGGAGAUAGGGCUGGGGGUGUCCAGCGUGGCCGUGGGGGCGGUCAGCUUCAGCCUGGCUCUCCGAGAGCACACGCCGCAGCUUGGAGACUCGUCCCCGGUAUGGAGCGGGGUGUGUUUUCUUCUUUGUGGCAUAUGUGGAAUACUGUGUGCCAAAAAAAAAUCAGGACUUAUUAUGAUACUCUUUUCAGCCUGCUGUAUCUGUGGACUCAUUGGAGGCAUCCUGAAUUUUCAGUUUCUUCGGGCAGUCACAAAAAAGACCUCAUUCCUGUACCCACUGCAUAUUGCUUCCAUGUCUUUGGCAUGUAUUGGCAUUGGUGGCUGCACUAUCUCUUCCUGGCUCACUUGUCGUCUAGCCAGUUAUGAGCAAAGGAGGAUGUUCUCAGAAAGGGAACAUUCCCUUCAUCACUCUCAUGAAAUGGCUGAGAAAGAAAUGACAGACAUGAGCAAUGGAGCACCACAACUGAUAUUUAAUGGAAGAGUACAAUCGAUGUUUUAAAGAACCGAACAUUUUCAGGUUUAUGAGGCAAGAAAGGUUGAAGACCUGGGCACUGCCAUUAAAAUCAUGAUUGCACUUGUGGUUAUUUCUCCUGACCAUCUCAAUUAUUCCUCCUCACUUUUGCCUCUCUUACUCUUUUGCCUUUUCUAGAGGGAUAAACUUACCAGAAAUGUUGUAGCUUAGUCAUCUCAGCAGACUGGUCAACUGUUCUCAAGAAGACUCUUCCAGAAAAAUAGAUGGAGCAGCAGUGAUUAAUACUGUACACAAACACCAUUUGACUCGCAUGAGCUUUAGAAUUGUAAUUGCAUAUUUUAUGAAUACUUAAAAAGUAAGCCCAACAAGAACUAACAAUAGUUAUUGUUAUUUAUGUCUUUGUUUUGAAAGACAAAUGACUUCAAGUAUGCUAAAAAAUCAAAA
Molecule: messenger RNA, 980 nt
Organism: Psammomys obesus (fat sand rat)
Lineage: Eukaryota; Metazoa; Chordata; Mammalia; Rodentia; Muridae
Gene: Tmem196
Product: transmembrane protein 196
Exons: 4
Coding region: 18-563 (181 amino acids)
Source: RefSeq, a predicted model, not a curated record